CCCAUCCCGUCCGCCAUGUUAGAGAAGCAGGAAUACGGCCGCCGCGAAGGCGCCAGAGGAGCUGCACCCAUGUUGCCCCUCUCGCUGUCUGGAGAAAUCAACGCCGCCACACGCACCCUACACACAGCCCUCAAUCGCUUGAUUACCUCGCGUCUGCCGCUUGCCCUCCCACCCCACACCUCGGACCCCGCCCUCUAUGCAACCGGCCUUGUGCAUUUUGCGCACAUCUUCCUGACCUUUGAAUCCCUGUGGGCCGACUUACUGCGCGACUAUGCCCCCUCCCAAUCGCUCAAUGGCCCGCCCCAGCCAGCGUUAGACCCGGAAGGCGCCUCCUCGCCUUUUUCGCCACUCCUGUCCUAUCUCCUCGUAAAUCCCUACGACUCGCCCUCGCUCUUCACAUCCACCCUGGGCGCGCCAACACAGCCGUCUCCACAGCUCGCCACCUUCCUGCAAUCCUUGCGGCCGCGGGGGCUCAUACGCUCGGGCCGCCUCAAGCACGACUUGGAAUACCUGCUGGGUCUCCACCCCACCGACUUGGAGGUCAUGCUCGCCAAAUAUCCCGGGGACAAGGUCGCGCAAUUUUGUACUCACAUCCGAAAGAGCGUCAAUGAGAAGCCAUGGACACUGGUCAGCUACGCAUGGUGUUUCUACAUGGCCAUCUUCUCCGGUGGGCGCUGGAUAAGAGGGGGCCUGUUGAGCGCCCCACCAGGCUUCUGGCCAGCCCAUCACGAUGAAGCCAAGACAUUACAAGACCAAGGGCUUUCCUUUUGGCAUUUCCCUGGACCCCACGACGGAGAAGACAUUAAAGCCGAGUUCAAAGCACGCCUCGCCGCCGCCGACCUUAUUUUCACUCCCGAUGAGCGCGUCGACAUAAUCGAAGAAGCAAAAGAAAUCUUCAAAUUCUGCGCUUCUCUCGUCGACGAACUUGACGAAAUCAUUGGCACCAGUUUCGCGCCUACAACAAUCACACUGCCCGACCAGGACACGGUUGCACACGAGAAACAGAUGCUGAUGGAUCCAAAUGUCAUGCGCAGGGCCCAAGUCAGCAGCCUGAAAAAGUCGACCAAUUCAGUCAGACUGUUUCUCAGGCGACCAGAGGUCACGGGGACCGUCUUGGCCAUGGGGUGUCUGGCUUGUGUUGCGCUAUUCAAGCUGCAGUAAUGACUGACGUCAUCUCUUUCGGAUUUUUCUCUUCUUGUCUUUGCACCUGCAUAGUUAGGGCGUCUUGGCCUUUUUUUUGUCAACGUUUCUCUUCAGGCAUCACAGUACUUCAAGCAGGGGAUAUUACAUAAGCAUACGGUCAUUGGUGUUUGUUCGUUCCUCACCUAGUCAUACUCGUACAUGAUGGCUAUUUUUCGGCAGUUUGUUUCUCCUUGCUUUUUUGUAGUUUUUGUCCAAAUGUUGGGAUGUAGCUUGUCUGUAUGUCUAUAUGUCUGUAUGUGUCUAUGCAUAGUGGAAUGGCGCUGGAU
Exserohilum turcica Et28A is the source of this 1469-nucleotide messenger RNA. RefSeq lists its product as uncharacterized. The record is from RefSeq and is a predicted model, not a curated record. Lineage: Eukaryota; Fungi; Ascomycota; Dothideomycetes; Pleosporales; Pleosporaceae. Gene Ontology annotation, biological process: heme oxidation. Gene Ontology annotation, molecular function: heme oxygenase (decyclizing) activity. Bases 16 to 1161 code for a protein of 381 amino acids. The transcript is spliced from 2 exons.